UUCAUCACACUCAAACUCUUAUCUUACAAACUAACUCAAAACAUUCCAAGCAAGUCCUAGCUAAUAUCUCUUAGUUAUUUGCUUGCACAGAUUUUCCCACAAAUAUGGCAAUCCGAUUUCCUUCUGUACUCUUGAAAACGAAACAAAUCCUUACAAAAAAUCAGCAAAUAGUCCCAAAAGGACAUGUUCCAAUAUAUGUAGGAGAGCUAGAUGAUAAGAAGAGAUAUGUGGUUCCACUUUCUUACUUGAGCCACCCCGUCUUUCAACGCUUGCUACAACGCGCUGAAGAAGAGUUCGGGUUCAAUCAUCCGAUGGGCGCGCUCACUAUUCCCUGCAGUGAACAAACAUUCUUUAAUCUUACAUCUGAGCUUAGGUGCUAAUAGGAAAAUAUGAAGGACUAGUUGAUGUUUCAGUUUCGGAACUAAUUUUUAUUGGGUUUCAUUGAGAUUUUAUUGAUACCCAAGAUUAAUACUAGAUGUAUAGACUGAUGUAUGUGCCUUUUUCCCC
This is a messenger RNA of Amaranthus tricolor (Joseph's coat), 507 nucleotides long. RefSeq names its product auxin-responsive protein SAUR21-like. Gene Ontology annotation, biological process: response to auxin. The coding region runs from base 105 to 380 and encodes 91 amino acids. The transcript has a single exon. The record is from RefSeq and is a predicted model, not a curated record. NCBI's taxonomy places the organism in Eukaryota, Viridiplantae, Streptophyta, Magnoliopsida, Caryophyllales, Amaranthaceae.